AUGGCCUCUCUCUCUGUCUCUGUCAAGAAUCAAGACUUAUCAACAAUACCACCACCACCCAACAAUCAUUCUUUCUCCGCCGUUCCCGCCACGGUUCUACCAUUGCCACCCAACAGUCACUUAAAUCCACCACCACAUCAUCCUCACGCACUCCCACUCGCCGUCAGUCUUUCUCCACCUGCCGCCGUGGAGACGCUUGUUCUCUUCUCUGGUCAUGGGUGUGAAGUUGAAGACCUGCAAAUCGAAUGGCCGGUGGUGGUAGUCAAAAACCUAUACCUGCAAAUCACGGUUCUACCAUCGCCACCCAACAGUUACUUAAAUCCACCACCGCCGCCAUCAUCACUAUCUUCUUUCCAAUUCUAA
Molecule: messenger RNA, 363 nt
Organism: Helianthus annuus (common sunflower)
Lineage: Eukaryota; Viridiplantae; Streptophyta; Magnoliopsida; Asterales; Asteraceae
Exons: 1
Coding region: 1-363 (120 amino acids)
Source: RefSeq, a predicted model, not a curated record